Molecule: messenger RNA, 1422 nt
Organism: Endocarpon pusillum Z07020
Lineage: Eukaryota; Fungi; Ascomycota; Eurotiomycetes; Verrucariales; Verrucariaceae
Product: Eukaryotic translation initiation factor 3 subunit L
Exons: 3
Coding region: 1-1422 (473 amino acids)
Biological process (GO): translational initiation
Cellular component (GO): eukaryotic translation initiation factor 3 complex; cytoplasm
Molecular function (GO): translation initiation factor activity
Source: RefSeq, a predicted model, not a curated record
AUGGCGUUCGUCAAUGGAAAUCAGUCUCUUCAGCUUAACGAUGAGUCGGACGUGGAGGAAGAGGCUCUUGUCAACGACUACAAAGAACAAGUGAACUUCGACGAUGCGCAAAGCGAUAUCGAACAGGCCAGCUCCAUAGGAGCUGGAGCAACAGACAUCCAAGCACAGCUCGCCGCAGCAGCGACACCCCUAGAAUACCAAGCUACUCUCGAGACCAAGUUUGCCAGUUACGACAAUUAUUGCUCUCUUUUCCACUACAUCCUCAACUCGGAAGGACCCGUCGACUUGGAAGUACCAAAUUACUUCUGGGCUUGGGACGUCAUCGACGAGUUCAUAUACCAGUUUGAGUCCUUUUGCCGUUACCGAAACCGUGUUGCUCGUACUGCCCCCCACGAAGACGAAGCGCAGCUCCUCCGCGAAAAUCCCAACACAUGGGGCUGCUACUCUGUUCUGAACGUUCUCUACUCCCUCAUACAACGAUCUCAGAUAAACGAACAGCUUGCCGCACAAAAAAGAGGAGAAGAUGCUAUGGCAGUCGUGGGCGAUUAUGGGACGAGACCGCUCUACCGAAUGUUGGGCUAUUUCUCGAUCAUCGGUCUUCUCCGAGUGCAUUGUCUCCUAGGAGAUUUCAGCCUGGCCCUGAAAACCCUAGAUGACAUCGAAAUGAACAAGAAGGCCAUGUUUGCGCGCGUCAUGGCAGCUCAUUUCACAACAUACUACUAUGUUGGCUUCAGCUACAUGAUGCUUCGCCGCUACGCCGACGCAAUACGCAUGUUCUCCCACAUCCUUGUCUACGUCAGCAGGACGAAAAAUUUCCAAAAAGGAAGCAAUAACUUCGACGCAAUCGCCAAGAAGAACGAUCAAAUGUACGCACUCAUCGCCAUCUGCGUGAGCUUUGUACCAACAAGAUUAGACGACACGAUCCACACAGCGCUACGGGAGAAAUACGGCGAAGGGCUAAACCGAUUACAAAGGGGCGGCCCCGAAGCCCUUCCCCUAUUCGAAGAACUCUUCCGGAGCGCUUGUCCCAAAUUUAUCUCUCCCACCCCACCAGACUUCGACAACCCAUCUUCCAACAUCGACCCGGUGGACCACCAAACAGCCAUCUUCAUGGACGAAGUCAAAAACACCAUCUACAACCCGACCGUGAAAUCGUAUCUCAAACUCUACUCGACUAUGGAUCUGAAGAAGCUAUCUUCCUUUCUGGAGGUCGAGCCAGAACAGCUGAGGAGCUGGCUGCUGGUGAAUAAACAGCGGAGUAGGCAGACGAGGUGGAGCGAAGGCGGGCUGCUGGAGGGGGAGGUUGUCAAUGCAAGUGAAUUAGAUUAUGCGGUGGAAGGAGAAUUGAUCCAUGUCAGUGAGGCGAAGCAGGGGAGGCGGCUCGUGGAUUGGUAUUUGAGGAACUUAGCGAGGGCGUAUUAG